AUGGGGAGAGGCGCGCGGCUGCGGGCGACGGCCGGCCAUGGGGAGGCGCGCGGCUGCGGGCGGCGGCCGGCCAUGGGGAGGCGCGCGGCUGCUUGCCCUCAGGUGCGGGUGCACACGACAUUGGAGGCGGCCGACACGCUCGCCAAGAUUGCCUCAUCCCGGCAGUCCAUCCCGUCCUGCGUCUCCCUCGAGCACCUGCACAAGCCGUCUCUGGACUCUGAGUCCAUCCACGUCCCACCCGACCCGGCCGCGCCUCAACCCGGCCCGGGGACUGCUCAAACCGCCCCGUCCGCGCCUCAACCUGGCCCGGGGACUGUCGAAACUGGCCCGGGGACUACCGAACCCGACCCGGGGGCUGCCGAACCCGGCUCGGGGGCUGCCGCCCCUGAACCCGCCAUGGUGGCCGUCUUCGCCGUGGUGACGACACCAUCAUGGGCGCUGUCCAUCUCAGAGUUCCUGGAGAACGGGGUCCUCCCCAUGGACGAGACCGAAGCUCGGCAAGUGCAGCGUCGAGCGUCCGCCUACAACAUCAUCAACAACGAGCUCGUCAAGCGCAGCUCCACCAGCGUAUUCUAG
Molecule: messenger RNA, 576 nt
Organism: Aegilops tauschii subsp. strangulata
Lineage: Eukaryota; Viridiplantae; Streptophyta; Magnoliopsida; Poales; Poaceae
Source: RefSeq, a predicted model, not a curated record